AUGGAUCGAUCGCAUUAUGUGGAGGCGGGGAGUUUGGAGUCAUCAUUUGUUCAAAUGAUCGACGAUCACAAUCGUGCGGCGAAUGAGCUGCGGGAACGAACUGAGAGAGCGAAAAAAGAAGCUCUUCGGAAUGCAAUACGUGUGGCAGAUCAGCUUAUGAAGGUCGUUGAUGGUGGUGUGCACAAUAUCUUCAUAAAUGAGAAGCGGAUCAAGGUGGAAAUUCAAGCAUUGUCAGCAACUAUCAUGCGUUUCUCAAAGCAGACUGAUCAGUGGCUCGCAGUGUCUCGUGCUAUCAACACCGCUGUCAAGGAAAUUGGAGAUUUUGAGAACUGGAUGAAGACAAUGGAGCUCGACUGUAAAAGCAUUAGUGCUGCUAUCUGUAACAUUCACCAAACAUGACCUUCAAUGCUGGAUCUCGUUGCAUCAAUGACUAUGACAAUUCCUGCCCCAUUCAUUGCUUCGUCACCGCCCCCCUGCAGCAACAAGCAUAUCCGAGAUCGGAAGGCGAUUCCCAAAAAUUGAUGAUCAAGUUGGAACAAAUACUAGUCAGCUGCAUUUUGGUUGUUCUCAGAGCAAGUUGUGCUUCUUCUCAAAGCCGGCUCAUUCAGUCCCCAAC
Salvia splendens (bonfire salvia) is the source of this 616-nucleotide messenger RNA. RefSeq names its product biogenesis of lysosome-related organelles complex 1 subunit 1-like. Lineage: Eukaryota; Viridiplantae; Streptophyta; Magnoliopsida; Lamiales; Lamiaceae. The coding region runs from base 1 to 399 and encodes 132 amino acids. The record is from RefSeq and is a predicted model, not a curated record. The transcript is spliced from 3 exons. Gene Ontology annotation, cellular component: BLOC-1 complex. Gene Ontology annotation, biological process: endosomal transport.